UACUUGAGUUUUGGAAUCUGAUUACGUGAUCCAGAUUACAUGUAAUCCGUUACUACCCAGCUCUGUCAGUAAAUAGCAGCUUUAGCAUGAUUUAAACAGAUCAGAGGAAGUGAACAAACACAGGAGGAGCUGAGAGUAUUUAAAGAAAGAGUUGAGAGCGUAUAAUGAAGAGGAAGACUGACAGAAAGAGAAGAUGACUGAUCAUUGUCACUUGUGUCUGCUGGGACUGAUCUUUCUCUCUUCACUUCUCACAGGUCUCAGUGGAGUGGAUGAUGCUCAUGUGUUCAUCAGUUCUGGUGAAAAUGUCCGUCUGCCCUGUAAUAAUGCUCUUCAUGACUGUACAUCAACUACAUGGAACUAUAACAGAUUCAGUCAUUUAUCAGCAGUUGAACUGAUUGCUGGAGGGAUAAAGAAAAAUAACACAGAGAGUUAUGAGAGACUGAGUCUGGGGCCUGACUGCUCUCUGAACAUCAAAAACAUCAUAAAAGAAGAUUAUGGAUCUUACAUCUGCAGACAAUAUGUGAAUGAUCAACUCUGCCAACAAUGGUCUGGUGGAAACCAAAAUGUUCUUCAUGUGUUAUUUUGUGUUUCAGUCUCUUCAUCAUCUUCAUCAUCCUCACAGACUGAGAUCAGUGCAGGUCUCUCUGUGACUCUCUUCUGUCAGUUGUAUUCAUAUGCUGGAGUCUCUUGUGAUGAUUGGAUCCGUUCUAAGGGAAUUAAUCUGUUCUGGGUGAAUCAGGCUGGUGUUAAACUGACGAGAUCAGACUCCAGAUAUCAGAUAUCAGCUCCAGAUCACUGUAUCAGCUCUCUGACUACAACACUCCUGAAUGAAGAUCAUAACAGAGAGUGGAGAUGUGAAGUUACUCGCAGAGAUCAAGUCAAGACCUCAGCCACAUACACUGACAAGAGUUCAGCUCGAGCUGAUUCAACAACAGCAGAGACUCCAGUCCACAGCACAAACUCAACUACAACAACACCAGCAACUUCUACACCAGACAAUCAGAAUUCAUUAACCACCCCAAACUCUGAGACGACUGCAGCUGCACACACAUCUGUAUUUACUCAUCAAGAGGCUACAACAACACUGAAUCCAGGCACCGCAUCAAUCUCUCUGAAUCAAGUUGUAGAGUCAACUAUAUCAACACUGAAUCCAGGCACCUCAUCAAACUCUCUGAAUCAAGUGAUUGUGAUUGUGAUUGUUGUCGGCGCUUCGUUCGUUCUUCUUCUUCCUGCUCUGAUUCUUUGGCUGAUUCGUAAAAAAAGAGCCGAUGUCAGAAGAGAGACUGAGGACUCUGUGGAGCAGGCUGAUGAUGUGACUUAUACUGAAGUUACUGCGUACAGUAAAAACAGAGCCAAAAAGAACAAGGUUCGCUGUGAUGAUAAAGUGACUUACGCUUCUAUCAGAGGAACAAAAGCUGGAGCUCAGGAAAACUGCAGUCAACUUUAAUCCUCUGUGAACAAGAACCAUCACAAAUCACACAAAUAAUUAUACAGAAACCACAUCAGCAGAGGAAUACAAACCUUGACUCCUGAUGGUUUGAUUCAGUGCCAUUAUAAUAAUAGCAGUGUCUUUCACAUGUUAAGAAACAAGCUCUGAUUUAUUUGUAGUUAUUGGUGAUUCUGGUCAGUUUGUCAUGUGUUUUGUACAGUAGCUGUCUGCGUGUGUUUAUUAUUAAUUCAGGAUCUGCAGAGUAAAGUUAAAAAUGGAGGAGAGUUUUACUCUGUUAGAUCAUUCUCAUUAAAUCAUCUAGAGCCGGAUGUUCAAAAGUGAUCUGGUCAGAUUUCAGCUGUCGGAUCGGAUCAAAUCUUGAAAAUGUGUCAUUAGGUCACAAAAUCCAGUCUGGUUUUGAUCAGGAUCAAAUCAUCAGUUUGUGUUGUUCAGAACUUUUUAGAAAGAUUGGGAUACAUUUGAUACAAAAAAAAUCAGGAUUAUACUGAUCCCAGCAAAGGGUGGAUUUCACGAAUAAAAUUUAAGUAAAACUUUAAAACUCGUACAAAAAUAUGACAAUUACACACACACACACACACACACACACACACACACACAC
This is a messenger RNA of Cyprinus carpio (common carp), 2048 nucleotides long. RefSeq lists its product as uncharacterized. The transcript has 11 exons. Gene Ontology annotation, molecular function: protein tyrosine kinase binding; MHC class II protein binding. Lineage: Eukaryota; Metazoa; Chordata; Actinopteri; Cypriniformes; Cyprinidae. Gene Ontology annotation, biological process: T cell activation; positive regulation of ERK1 and ERK2 cascade; interleukin-15-mediated signaling pathway. Bases 194 to 1447 code for a protein of 417 amino acids. Gene Ontology annotation, cellular component: external side of plasma membrane; membrane raft. The record is from RefSeq and is a predicted model, not a curated record.